Messenger RNA from Notothenia coriiceps (black rockcod), 368 nucleotides. RefSeq names its product exportin-T-like. Gene Ontology annotation, cellular component: cytoplasm; nuclear matrix; nuclear pore. The transcript is spliced from 3 exons. The annotation marks the transcript as partial. The record is from RefSeq and is a predicted model, not a curated record. Gene Ontology annotation, molecular function: tRNA binding; small GTPase binding. Gene Ontology annotation, biological process: tRNA re-export from nucleus. Lineage: Eukaryota; Metazoa; Chordata; Actinopteri; Perciformes; Nototheniidae.
GAGGAGGACGUGGACUUCCUGGCUAAGUUCUCGCGCCUGGUGAACGGCAUGGGUCAGAGUCUGGUGCUCAGCUGGAGCAAGCUGUCUAAGAACGGGAACGUUAAAGAAGCUGCGGAGGCUCUGCAGGCUCUGGAGAGCAAGGUUCCUCUUCUGCUGCGGCUUCUGAUCCACGAGGACGACGACAUCUCCGCCAACAUCGUGGGCUUCUGCUACGAAUACCUGCACGUCCUCAAGCAGCUCCCGCAGCUGACUGACCAGCAGAAAGCAAACCUGGAGGCCGUCCUGCUGGCUGUGAUGAAGAAGCUGACGUACGACGACGAGUACAACUUUGAGAACGAGGUGAGGAGGAUUUGGAGUACUUCAGGAAA